ACAUGGGAUUGUUCACUUUUAUACGAUCAAAGAUGCAAGUAUAUUUUAUUAUGAUAUGCAAGGAAAUUAUGCUGAGCUAUAUAAUAUUAUGAUUAAAUUCUCAGCAGCAUUCAAGUUCGAAACAAAGGAGGAAUUUUUGUAUCCAAAGUUUGAAAUCUCAACUUCCAUACCAGUAAUGUCACCUGCAAAUGUAAAAUCUUCU
Funneliformis mosseae is the source of this 202-nucleotide messenger RNA. Lineage: Eukaryota; Fungi; Glomeromycota; Glomeromycetes; Glomerales; Glomeraceae. The record is from the annotation of a GenBank genome assembly.